AAGGGAAUUCGUUCAAAAAUCUGCUAUUCUUAAACUGCGACAAACCCCUUGGGGUCCCUAAUUCGGAGAUCUCUGUAAUAUACUGAUCAUAGGGUGCAAAUAAUUGGGGAUUGAUAGUUGAAGAAUCGGGAAUAGAGGAAUCUCAUAAUGGGAACUGAAGAUGCUAGAGACCCGUUGAAAGGGGUUGACUGGAAAGCAAUUGGCAGUGAAUUGCAGAAGGACCCUAGUGCAAGUGGCAAAUCAGUUGUGAAGAAGCGGCUUCCCAGGAAGAUUCGACAAAUUCCUGACUGUUAUUUCCUUCCUCGGAUGUCGAUGCCCUCUGCUAUUGCCUUCUGUGGAGCAUGUAUUGCUGGUGGAAUUGGUGCUGGGAUGCUGCUGGAGGUCUGGAUAAACAAGAAAAUCAAAGAGGAUGGAGGUGUGAUAUGGGAGUUCGACAAAUAGAUCCACAAGAUAAUAUGAGUUCUCAUAUCUCCCGGGUCCAUCUUUCUUCUUGCUUAGACUUUGGACAUGACACUUAGGUAGCCAGUAAGAAGUUUGUACUUGUUUGAAGCUGUUUUAUCCAUGUAGUUAUUCUACAGCUAAUCAAUUAGUAAUUUUUUUCAUAUUUAUCUCAGCAGUAAUUAAGGAGAAAUAAAAUUGACUAUAUGUAAAAUUGACUAUAUAUUUGUUCAGAUUCUAAGGUUGUUUCCAAUAUCCCAUGGGAUGUUGCUUUCUGUUUUGCUUUGUGGGGAAUCUGGCUGCAUUGUAAACAAGUCCUUCAUAGACCUUACCCUCAUCCUGAAGCGGUUACCAAAGGCUUGAUUAUCCCCAUCUUCGGACGCCUUAGACCAAAGUUGUCAAUACCGUAUUAGUGUAUGUA
Molecule: messenger RNA, 859 nt
Organism: Rubroshorea leprosula
Lineage: Eukaryota; Viridiplantae; Streptophyta; Magnoliopsida; Malvales; Dipterocarpaceae
Source: the annotation of a GenBank genome assembly